Messenger RNA from Hippocampus zosterae (dwarf seahorse), 2909 nucleotides. RefSeq names its product ubiquitin domain containing 1b (gene ubtd1b). Gene Ontology annotation, molecular function: protein binding. The transcript has 4 exons. NCBI's taxonomy places the organism in Eukaryota, Metazoa, Chordata, Actinopteri, Syngnathiformes, Syngnathidae. The coding region runs from base 212 to 982 and encodes 256 amino acids. The record is from RefSeq and is a predicted model, not a curated record.
GCAUCAAAGUCUUGGAAUCUUGUGGCCCACGAGUUGUGACGCUCUUUAAUCGUGUUUGAACAUAACUGAUUCCAGGUAACACGCAGUGAUCUGAACACUUUGCUUGCAACAGCAAAACCCGUUGCCCACCCUCACUGCUGGGCUACAGUUUGUAAUGGGGCCCCUGCUGAGUUAGUAGGACGCUUGGAAGCAGAGUGCAUCCCCUCUAACCAUGGGAGGAUGUGUGGGGAGAUACUGGGAACGAUGGGAUGAUGCACAGAGCAGAGGCUCUUCCAGGAACGGUGGUCGUGGAGCUCGUAACGAGCCACUAAAGAAAGAUCGACCCAAGUGGAAGAGCGACUACCCGAUGACCGAGGGCCAGCUGCGGAGCAAACGUGACGAAUUCUGGGACACUGCGCCCGCUUUUGAUGGCCGCAAGGAGAUCUGGGAUGCCCUAAAGGCCGCCGCAGUGGCUCUGGAGUGUAAUGACCACGAGCUGGCGCAGGCCAUCGUCGACGGGGCCAGUAUCACCCUGCCACACGGUACUCUGACGGAGUGUUACGACGAACUCGGCAAUCGCUAUCAGCUACCCGUCUACUGUCUCGCUCCACCCGUCAACCUCAUUUCAGAGCGCAGCGACGACGAUCACAGCGACAGUCCCCAGCUCUCGGUAGCGCCGAAGAAGGAAUUUCAGCUGAAGGUGCGCCUGUCCACAGGCAAGGACCUGCGCCUGAGCGCCAGCAUGACGGACACUAUUGGUCAGCUGAAGAAGCAGCUGCACGCCCAGGAGGACAUCGAGGCCGCCCACCAGCGCUGGUUCUUUUCGGGCAAACUCCUUACGGACAAGACACGGCUGCAAGACACCAAGAUCCAGAAGGACUUUGUCAUUCAGGUCAUUGUCAACCCUCAGGCACACCCCAAGAUGUCACCUACAACCACCACCCCCACCCCAACCCCCGCCGCCGCCGCCGCCACCAGCAGCAGCAGCCCUGAAUCGGAGUAGUUGAGGUCAAAAACCAAAGCAGUGUGGAGCAUUUUAUUCUUCAAAACGGAUGAAGCCAGCACAACUCAUGCAUACUCUGGCCGUUGCCCUUUUAUCUGAACUAAAGCUUGCCAGGUGCCAAUGGGGAGAACGCGAGGUGGCGUUUAUGUGCGCGUCAGCAGACUCUAAAACGUCGCUGCGAUCCUACUUCUUUCCAAGGGGAAGGCAGAAAGCAGGACAACAAUCUCCUUUAAUAUUUUCUUAUAUUGUGAAAAUGUUGUUAAUUGCGCGUGGGUUUUUUUUGCACAUUUUAAGAGAACUUUUGUAGGAGUUUGUGUGCCUUCUGCAAUACGAAACAAAAAAGGGGUUCAUAUCCACAUGGAUAGUAUAUUUGCUGGUCUAAAAACUCAAUCCGAGCUAGGUUGCGUGCAUUUAUCCACGUGCGAGUGCAUACUUGCAGAAAUAUAUCACCCUCACGUUAUUACAUAUCUUCUUCAGGAACUGCAGUCGCUUAUUCAGGAAAUCAAGAAUUCCUAUCCAAAUAGGAUGUAAUGUCUGUUCCUGACACUCCCAAGGGCCUUUUCGUUUCGUUUGAGCUGUACUUGCCCCCACCAGUCCGCUCACCAGUUGUCAUUAUGGUCCCGAAGAAAUUGCCCCCAUUUCCUGUCCCAGACCAGGAGCACAAUCUUUUAUAUGAGUUGCAGCAUUUGGAAUGGGUAUUCGAUUCAGUUUCUUCACUCGACAGUGCGUGAAAUGAAUCAUAAAUUACCGGUAAUCAAUUUAUUGUUGUCUUUUUUUGGGGGGGGGGAUUACUUGUCAUGGGAUUGAAGGAGUUUCCAGAAUGUUCUGAACUCCUGUUUCCUAGUCAGUCUUAAUUAUAUCAACAAUUAUAAUCGAUAUUUUAAUAUCUGUAUAUAAUAUUGGACCCAUAUUGCCCACUCUAAUUGAUCAUAUUAAGUGAAGAGAUCUUAAAUAUGGCCUUUUAAAGGGCCUUUUUUAUAGUCUUAAAUUGGGAUUCCAUCUGUAAUACGCUCUGGAAUAGAACAUAUUUUAAUUUGUGACGCCUUGAUUUCGACUGGACUCUGAACUAAUCCUCCUCACGCUGACUGACGUUUUCAAAAGCACAAGACUGCAUAAAAAGUAGCAACAUUAAAAAAAAGCAGGUUUUGAUGAACCAUUUUCAGAUAACAGUAUGUGACUAACUGUCACUGCACAUCAUGAGUUUGUUUUGUCUAGAAGGCAAACUGUCCCGUUUGCUGCCGCAAAGAAAAAGAAAAUGCAAUGAACAACGUUAUUGCUAUUAAAUAGCUAUCAGGUGAAUUUUUCAAGCUGGAAAAAACCCGUAGCAAAAGUGCAACUACACUUGAACUCAAAUCAUAUUCAGUGCAAUGCAGUGGCUCAUCUUGUCUCUCAUGACUUGCCUUUACACAUUGAGUUUCUGGUUGCUGUCGCACUUGAUUUAUGCUGUUUUUAUGUUGAUAUUGCCUCUUAAAACAGGCAACAUUGGUUUGCAAUGCCUUUUUUAAAAAUAUAUAUUUUAAGUAACACCAUUGGCUACAUCUGUUUUUUAGAGUACAAUCAUGGAAAUACAUUUUAACCACAUCUCACCAUGGCAAGAUUUCAAUUCCUUUCAGCUUGUUAGCCAGAGCUUUUUGCUAUUGGGUAGGUUUCUUAUUCAUUGUAUGCAAAACGUGAAGGGAUGUCAUCUUUGUGCAAUAAAUAUACUCUUGACGUAGGCCUAGAUGACCGUGAAUUUGAUGGAGCACCAGCUGUUUAUGCGAGUUCCGUAUCCAAACGGGAACGAGCACAACCGUUUUAUCUAUAGAAUCAGCAGAUGCCUGUGUCAACUGUUUGUUUACCUUUGACACUUUGUAUUCCAAGCUGUCGCUCUGACCUCUCACCUGGGAGCUCAUCUUUUUCAAAAUUAAAUAAGAAUUCUUACAACCUG